CGCCCGGUUUAGCAGACGAGAAUCAAGUUAGCGCGCUGUCGUUGCCCCCCUCCUCGCCGCCGGAUGAGCCGCCACCGCAUCCGCCUCCUCCACCCUAUCUUCUACCAACCCAAUGGCCGGCCCCGCCGCGACCUAGCCACCAACGCGGCGCUGCAGUGGCUGGACGACGAGCUCACCUCGCUCGCGCUCCCCAAGCUCGACUCCUAUGCGAGCGCAAGGUUCCUGCAGCGCUGCAUCGCGCGUGGCGACGCCCGCGCCGGCCGCGCCCUGCACGCGCGCGUCGUGCAGCGAGGCGGGGUGGCGCGUCUGGACACCUUCUGCGCUAACGUCCUUCUCAACCUCUACGCGAAGCUCGGGCCCCUGGCCGCCGCGCGCAGGGUGUUCGACGGAAUGCCAGAGCGGAACAUGGUGUCCUUCGUCACGCUCGUGCAGGGACACGCGUUGCGUGGGGAGUUCGGGGAGGCCGCAAAGCUGUUUCUGAGGCUGCGAAGGGAGGGUCACGAGGUGAACCAGUUUGUGCUCACCACGGUCCUGAAGCUGCUGGUUGCCAUGGAUGCUCCAGGGCUUGCCUGCAGUGUGCACGCCUGCGCAUGCAAGUUAGGCCAUGAACGGAAUGCCUUUGUGGGAUCAGCACUUAUUGAUGCCUAUUCACUUUGUGGGGCUGUCCGUGAUGCGAGGCUCAUCUUCGAUGGGAUCAUCGGGAAGGAUGUUGUCACUUGGACAGCGAUGGUUUCUUGCUAUUCUGAGAAUGAGAGUCCUGAGGAUGCGAUUAGUGUUUUCUCUAAGAUGAGGAUGGCAGGUUCCAAGCCUAAUCCUUUUGCGCUUACCAGUGUGCUCAAGGCUGCAGUUUGCCUGUCAUCUACUGUGCUAGGCAAGGGCAUCCAUGGUUGCUCAGUCAAAACCCUUUGUGAUACUGAGCCUCAUGUUGGUGGCGCUUUGCUUGACAUGUAUGCCAAAUGUGGAGACAUUGAGGAUGCCCGCACUAUUUUUGAGAUGAUCCCCCAUGACGAUGUCAUACCCUGGAGCUUUAUGAUCUCCCGGUAUGCUCAGAGCUAUCAGAAUGAGCACGCAUUUGAGAUGUUCCUCAGAAUGAUGCGGUCUUCUGUAGUGCCUAAUGAAUUUAGUUUGUCCAGUGUUCUGCAAGCUUGUGCUAAUAUUGCCCUUUUUGAUCUGGGUGAGCAAAUUCAUAACCUUGUUAUAAAGUUAGGCUAUGAGUCUGAACUAUUUGUUGGAAAUGUACUAAUGGAUUUGUAUGCCAAGUGCAGAAACAUGGAAAAUUCACUUGAGGUUUUCUCAUCAUUACGGGAUGCCAACGAAGUGAGCUGGAACACAGUUAUUGUUGGCUACUGCCAGUCUGGUUUUGGGGAAGAUGCUUUGAGUGUUUUCCGAGAGAUGCGUGCUGCGCAGAUGCUUUCGACUCAAGUUACAUACUCCAGUGUGCUCCGGGCUUGUGCGAGUACAGCAUCCAUCAAACAUGCUGUCCAAAUUCACAGCUUGAUUGAGAAAUCCACAUUCAAUAGUGACACUGUGGUUUGCAAUUCACUGGUCGAUACAUAUGCCAAGUGCGGAUGCAUUAAGGAUGCUCAAAAGGUAUUUGAGGCUAUCAAACAAUGUGAUGUGAUUUCAUGGAAUGCCAUAAUCUCAGGAUAUGCUCUCCAUGGACGAGGCAGGGAUGCUUUGGAACUUUUCAACAGGAUGAAUAAAGCCAGUAUAAAAGCAAAUGAUGUCACCUUUGUUGCUCUCCUGUCUGUCUGUGGUAGCACAGGCUUAGUCAACCAAGGACUCUCUCUGUUUAACUCUAUGAGAAUGGAUCAUGGAAUCAAACCGUCUAUGGAUCAUUACACUUGCAUUGUUAGGCUUUUGGGACGUGCUGGGCAUCUAAAUGAAGCUCUAAAGUUUAUUGAGGAUAUUCCUUCAGCACCAUCUGCUAUGGUUUGGCGAGCCUUGCUUAGCUCAUGUUUAGUCCAUAAGAAUGUAGCUCUGGGAAGAUUUUCUGCAGAGAAGGUGCUUGAGAUUGAACCACAAGAUGAGACAACCUAUGUCUUACUGUCAAAUAUGUAUGCUGCAGCUGGAAUUUUGGAUCAAGUUGCUCUUUUAAGGAAAUCAAUGAGGAAUAUAGGUGUAAAAAAAGAGGCUGGCCUUAGUUGGGUUGAGAUCAAGGGGAAAGUUCAUGCCUUUUCAGUGGGAUCAGUAGACCAUCCAGAUAUACGAGUAAUCAAUGCAAUGCUGGAAUGGCUAAACCUGAAGGCCAUUAGGGAAGGUUAUGUUCCAGACAUUGACGUAGUUUUGCAUGAUGUAGACGAGGAAGAAAAAGCUCGCAUGCUAUGGGAGCAUAGCGAGAGGCUGGCUUUAGCAUAUGGACUUGCUAUGACACCUCCUGGCCACCCAAUACGGGUAAUGAAAAAUUUACGUUCCUGCUUGGACUGCCAUACCGUAUUCAAAGUGAUAUCUAAAAUUGUUCAACGGGAAAUCAUCGUUAGAGAUAUCAAUCGUUUUCAUCAUUUUGAGGAAGGGAUAUGCUCUUGUGGUGACUAUUGGUGAUGCGCUGUUGUUCAUUGAUUUAUUUGAGCAGAGGAUAGCAUAUUCUAUAUGGUGCUGGCAGUAUGAUUUUUCUAGGAAAGCUUCUUUUUCCAUGAAAAAACUCCAAAAAUAUAUGCAUGCUCAAUGUUGUGGAUGAAUUGAAUAUGAUAUGUUGCUUGAUCUGAAGAGUACUGCUGAUGUAGUUCUCCUGUUUGUUGAGCUCAACAGUUUACUAGGUAAACUGAAAUUGAUCUGAAUGGCAGAUUUCCGUUCUUAUUUUA
This is a messenger RNA of Setaria italica (foxtail millet), 2801 nucleotides long. Its product is annotated as putative pentatricopeptide repeat-containing protein At5g13230, mitochondrial. The transcript has a single exon. Gene Ontology annotation, biological process: RNA modification. The record is from RefSeq and is a predicted model, not a curated record. Gene Ontology annotation, molecular function: RNA binding; zinc ion binding; protein binding. The coding region runs from base 64 to 2541 and encodes 825 amino acids. Lineage: Eukaryota; Viridiplantae; Streptophyta; Magnoliopsida; Poales; Poaceae.